This is a messenger RNA of Coregonus clupeaformis (lake whitefish), 518 nucleotides long. Its product is annotated as lysozyme C II-like. The coding region runs from base 84 to 518 and encodes 144 amino acids. Lineage: Eukaryota; Metazoa; Chordata; Actinopteri; Salmoniformes; Salmonidae. Gene Ontology annotation, biological process: defense response to Gram-positive bacterium; defense response to Gram-negative bacterium. The transcript is spliced from 4 exons. Gene Ontology annotation, molecular function: lysozyme activity. The record is from RefSeq and is a predicted model, not a curated record.
CUGAAGUUGAUUUGUUCACACCUUCAGAGACAUAGGCCUUCUUUUCAUCCAAACCAUUAGACCUAGCUGUCUGUCUGUCCAGAAUGAGAGCUGUUGUUGUUCUUCUGCUUGUGGCUGUGGCCAGUGCUAAGGUGUUUGACAGAUGUGAGCUGGCCAGAGCGCUGAAGGCAUCCGGGAUGGAUGGCUUCGCCGGAAACAGCCUGCCCAACUGGGUGUGCCUGUCCAAAUGGGAGUCGAGCUACAAUACCCAGGCCACCAACCGCAACACCGACGGCUCCACCGACUACGGCAUCUUCCAGAUCAACAGCCGCUACUGGUGUGACGACGGACGUACCCCGAGGGCUAAGAACGUCUGUGGUAUCCGCUGCAGCCAGCUGCUAACUGAUGACAUCACAGUGGCGAUCCGUUGUGCCAAGCGUGUUGUGCUGGACCCAGACGGAAUCGGGGCAUGGGUGGGUUGGCGUAAUCACUGUCAGUAUCGGGACCUGAGCUCCUACGUGGCUGGCUGUGGGGUCUGA